Messenger RNA from Hirsutella rhossiliensis, 936 nucleotides. RefSeq names its product poly(ADP-ribose) polymerase and DNA-Ligase zn-finger domain-containing protein. Gene Ontology annotation, molecular function: DNA binding; zinc ion binding. The record is from RefSeq and is a predicted model, not a curated record. NCBI's taxonomy places the organism in Eukaryota, Fungi, Ascomycota, Sordariomycetes, Hypocreales, Ophiocordycipitaceae. The coding region runs from base 1 to 936 and encodes 311 amino acids. The transcript is spliced from 6 exons.
AUGCCUCAAUAUCGCAUUGAAAUCUCGCCCAACAACCGGGCCGGUUGCAAGGACACCGUUUGCAAGGAAAACCAGACCAAGAUCCUCAAGGGCGAGAUCCGUUUCGGCUCCUGGGUCGAGAUCCAUGACCAUGGCAGCUGGAGCUGGAAGCACUGGGGCUGUAUUUCUGGUGCCCAGGUAAUGCAUUUGCAAGAGGCCUGCGAUCAAGGCGACGGAACUCUCAACUUUGAUGCCAUUGACGGUUUUGAUGAGCUCAAUGACCACGCCGACAUCCAGGAAAAGAUCCGUCGUUGCGUCCGUCAGGGUCACAUUGACCCCGAGGACUUUAUGGGAGAUCCGGAAAAGAAUGUGCCUGGCGAAAAGGGUAUCCGCAUGACCGCAAAGCAGAGGGCUGCCAAGGAGAAGGCGGCGGCUGCAGAGGAUGUUCCCGAGGAGGAGGAAGCGCCCAAGAAAAAGGCUACCAAGCGCGGCCUCAAGAAGGGAGAUAUCGACGACGACGAGGACGGGCAACCCGCCGUCAAAAAGGCCAAGCCUUCCAAGGCUGCGAAGCCCACCAAGGCGGCCACUCCUGCCGCAGGCCGAGGCAAAUCAACUGCUAAGAAGCCAGUUGCCAAGGAUGAAUCCGAUGCCGCGGCCACCGAGGAGGAGGAGGCUCCGGCGAAGAAGGCCCGCAAGCCUUCGGCCAAGGCCACCGGGGCUUCUAAGGGCAAAGAGUCGGCCAAGGCCCGUGGCAAAGCGGACGAUGCUGCCAAUGACACGCCCAAGAAAACCCGCAGGUCUUCCAGGGUAGUGGCCAAGUCCUCCACGGAAGAGGAUGAGAGCGUCGACUCGGAGGAGGAACCUGCUCCAGCAGCCAAGGGCAAGCGAGGGGCCAGGUCCAAGGAACCUGCCGCCGAGCAGCCCAAGCCCCGUCGUGGCCGACCCCGCAACACCUAG